Anguilla rostrata (American eel) is the source of this 2922-nucleotide messenger RNA. It is a transcript of the gene asb8, whose product is annotated as ankyrin repeat and SOCS box containing 8. The record is from RefSeq and is a predicted model, not a curated record. Bases 249 to 1094 code for a protein of 281 amino acids. Gene Ontology annotation, molecular function: protein binding. The transcript is spliced from 4 exons. NCBI's taxonomy places the organism in Eukaryota, Metazoa, Chordata, Actinopteri, Anguilliformes, Anguillidae.
UGGAAGCAUAGACUGGAAGCUGUGAAGACUACUAACACCACAGAAGAAGAAACUAGGACGCCAUAUUGGAUAUGUAAUUUGGUUUUGUCCCUUGAGUGUUCAAGUUGUUGACAUACCUCGAAGGAGGAGCGACCGCCCUAAACCCUGGGGCGUCUGUCUCUGUUCGGGAUUGAGGUUCCUGUCUCUGCUCGUGGUGCCUGUUCUGCCCGCUGACACCCAGGCUCGGGUGGUAUGGUCCUCCGGCCCACAUGAGUUCUACUAUGUGGUACAUAAUGCAGAGCAUUCAGAGUAAAUACUCGCUGUCUGAGCGGCUGAUUCGCACCAUCGCCUUCAUCCGCUCUUUCCCGCACGACAAUGUGGAGGAUCUCAUACGCAGGGGCGCGGAUGUUAACCGGAUGCACGGCACGCUGAAGCCGCUGCACUGCGCCUGCAUGGUGGCCGAUGUGGACUGUGUGGAGCUGCUGCUGGAGAAGGGGGCAGAGGUGAACGCGGUGGACGGCUACAACCGCACGGCGCUGCACUACGCGGCCGAGAAGGACGAGAGCUGCGUGGAGCUCCUGCUGGAGUACGGGGCGCUCCCGGACGCCCUGGACGGGAACAAGGACACGCCGCUGCACUGGGCCGCCUUCAAGGACAACCCCGAGUGCGCGCGCGCCCUGCUAGAGGGCGGGGCCCGGCCCGACGCCCGCGACUACAACAGCGACACGCCGCUGAGCUGGGCGGCCAUGAAGGGCAACCUGGAGAGCGUGCGCGUGCUGCUGGAGUUCGGCGCGCAGGCGCACGUGACCAACCUGAAGGGGCAGACGCCCGUGUCGCGGCUGGCCGCGCUGCUGGGGCGGGGCCUGGGCGGCGAGCGCGAGGAGGAGUGCCUGCGGCUGCUGUGCCGGGCGGCGGGGAGGCCCGCCCCCCCGGAGCUGGCCCGGGACCCCCAGCUGCUGGCCCGCCUGGGCGCCGAGGCCACGCGCCCCCCCUCGCUGCGCUCGCUGGCCCGCCGCGCCGUCCGGGGGGGCCUGGGCGCCCGCUUCCUGCCCGACGCCGUCAAGGAGCUGCCCCUGCCCGAAUCGGUGCAGGAGUACGUCCUGCUGAGGCACUGAGGGGCAGGGGGGAGGGGAGAACCACUUGGGGGGGGUUCAGGAGAUGGAGGGAUGAGGACAGGGAGAUGACGGGAAAUUGUUGAGUCAUGUAUGGGACAGAUCUGGGUCAAAUACAGGAGUACGUAAAUAUUUCAGUUUAAAAUGCAAUUAUUUAUGUUAUACUGACUUAUGCCAACCUAAAUUAGUGCUUUAUUUUAAGAUGCAUCCUUAAAAUACUGUAAAUACUGGUGUACUUUUCAUAUGUAUUUAAUACCCUGUAACGCUGGGCCUUUGGGAGUGAUGGAAGCCUUAAGUGAAAGUUCACACAGAAAUGAAAGAAAAUAAAUCAUUAUACGAGACUUGAGAUGAGACCUGUUCUCCUUUAACAGUCUGAUUUUAAUGACUGAUUUUGAUGACUGAUUUUGAUUGAAUGACUGGAUAUCAUUUUUUUGUCAAUUUGGAUUUAUCCGGAAAAAUGUGAACAUAAAUUUUAUUCCUGUUGAGUUAUACAAAUAUGGCCAUAGGUUCAGAAUUGUCUACCAGUGCUGUAAUUAAACCAUUAAGUAAGAUCAAUUAUUACUUCAAAUCAAAUAAAUUGUAAUUUUAAUUGUAAAUACCACAUUUCAAAUAUUUAGAAUGCAUUCCCUUUCAAUUAUGUUCAACAUUUUGAUCUGGGCUUUUUUAAAUGGGCUUCCAAAUACGUAAUCGAAAGUACCAUUUGUUAAAGAAUUAAUUAUUAAAUAUUUUAUGAAAAAAAUAGUUGACAGCAAUUGAAAUAUUUAAUGUACGCAUUUGACCCAGUUCUGUUAUGGGAGAUCGGGGUGUGUGCGUGGGCAUGUGUGCGCACACUCUUCAAAUUGUGGUCCUCUCCCCUCUCCCCAUCUUGGCUAGCUCCAGCUCGGUGUGCUGUGGGGAGCUGAUUGAUUUCGUCGGUGUGUAAGUGUAAAGCAGCAGCUGUGGGAGCACAGGCCACACAGCACAGUCUGCCGCGCGCCUCAGGAGGCGCCAUUUAUCCACCAGCACAGGCCGGAAAGACAAACUGUGCUUCUGCGGCAGGAGGAACAAAAGCUUCUUUUCAUGUGUAAAGUAAUGAGUGAUUAAAAUGUAAUCGAAGGGCAAUGAGGCGUGCUUGCGUCGUGUGUGUUUUUGGCUGGAAAAGGGGUGCGUUUCCCAAUGGCAAGUUUGGAGAGAGGACGAUCGGGGCACAUGUACGGGGCAAACGGGCUUAUCGCUUAAAAAGGAUUUUAUCGUUUGAAAGGUAAAAAUUGUGUUUUGUUUUAAAGAACAUGUAUGUGUCAGUAUGAGUUGAUCUUUGUGCAUUUUUGAGCUCCGUGCCACACAGUGUGUUUAUACUGUGAGACUGUGUGGAAACACAAAUAGAAAAAAGCUGGCUGAAUCCUUCUGGCUGAAAAGGAGUGAAGCACACAUGGAGGGAGGACUAAUAUCUACAAGCCGCUGCAAAUCGCCCUUUUCAAAAGGCCCUUUUUGUCUGUGGCAUUUCUGAAAUAUUUUGCAUGUUAUGCAGAAAAUAUGACUAGUGACCGUCAGAUGGAUGGUAUGACUCAACUUGGUCAUGUAUUUGUAAAAAAGAAUUUAAAUUUAGCAUCCUUCUUUAGUUUAUCCCGAAGACAAUUUGGCACUUUUUUUGUGAAUAUCCUUAAGUGUGCUGGUAUUGUUUAUCCUUAACAGUAUCUUUUUUGGGGUGGGGUGGGGGUUGUGAUUGUACCGAUAAUGGAUCCACCUCUCGAAAGAUCACUUGGCCUACUGUGCUUGUCACAAGUGCUUUUACCCCCUCAUAACUCUUGACUUCCUAAAAACAGUAAAGUGAAUUUUUCCUCCCAUGCUCUUA